AUGUCUCAACCACCUCAAAGAAUGGUGGAAGACAGUACGCAAAUACAACAUCGCCAUAAACCUGCGACUGGUGAUGAUCCGCAUCGUAAAGAUCGAGCGGUGAUGCGGGGAGACGAGGGGAGGGUAGUUGGGGUGAAGGGGAAGAGGAAUUUAUUGGUUGUGUUGAAGAUUGGGUGGGAGAAGUUGAGGAGGUUUGAUGAGCGUGAUUCGAUCCAUGGCGACGAUGAAUCCGAUACCUCGAGCUCCGACUGGUCCGUCCAACGAAGAGAAGAGUUGCUCAGAGACGCAGAGAUGCAGAGGGCGAUUUUGAGGAGUGAAUCACCUGAAGUAGAUGAUGCAUGGUGUAAUUUGUUUACGGGGGGACUACGACAAUCUUCAGAGAGUGACGCUGCUCGGUGUUCUGACUUAGUAGGAGCAGUACCGUCUAUGACCCAGUCUCCAGAGACAUCAGUACACCGCCCAACGACAUCUGCCCAUACAUCUCCUGAGGAUCACUCAUCGCCCGAAAGAGAGCAUAUAGUUUCUAACAAAGUUUCUGACACCACCCAGACCGUUCUAAGCUCCUCCACUCUCCUAGCGCAGCGAGUCGAAAAUCUCGAAAAAGUAGUCUACGGAAACCAGUCCUCGGGAACAUACGCAUAUCGCCCAAACACACACGACCACACCUCCCUACUACCCUCUCAUACCUCCAAAUAUAUCUCCCCCUACCCCACCAAACCCACCUCAAACCCCAUCGCAUACACCUCUCCCCCUCCAGCCACCUCACCUAAAUCCACGCAACCCCUCCAAAGCGUCCUCCACGAGCUCGAAAACGCGAGUCAAGCGACUAUCAGGGCGAGAAAGAAGUACGACGAGGUAUCUGCGAAGGGGAUGCUGGAGUUGCAGCGCGUGUAG
This is a messenger RNA of Glarea lozoyensis ATCC 20868, 894 nucleotides long. RefSeq lists its product as uncharacterized. Lineage: Eukaryota; Fungi; Ascomycota; Leotiomycetes; Helotiales; Helotiaceae. The record is from RefSeq and is a predicted model, not a curated record. The transcript is spliced from 2 exons. The coding region runs from base 1 to 894 and encodes 297 amino acids.